AUGACUCGCUUUGCUACUACCUUUGUCGCUGCCCUUGCCGGCGCCAACUUGGCUGCUGCCAAGUGCACUUACAAGUGGCGCGCUCACGCUGGCGACACCUGCGACUCUCUGAGCGCCGACUGGGGUAUCGCCGUGAAGGACUUCAUCAGCUGGAACCCCUCCGUUGGUGCCAACUGUGCCAAUGGUGUCACACCUGAUCAGGAGUACUGUGUCGAGGAUGACGGUACCGGCAGCGAUCCCACCACUGCUCCUCCCACCAGCACCACUCUCACCACCACUACGUCGAGCACUCCCACUCAGCCCACUGGUGGCGUGCCCUCGCCUACUCAGGAUGGCGUUACCAAGGACUGCAAGGCUUGGUACAAGGUCCAGAGCGGUGACACUUGCGAUGCCAUCAUCAAGAAGUAUGGCGCGUUCUCCACCGACGACUUCCUCAAAUGGAACCCUGCCGCUGGCAAGGAUUGCACUGGCCUUUGGGUUGACUACUACGUCUGUGUUGGCGUCCCCGGUACUCCUACCUCGCCCACUCCCACUGGCUCUGACCCCAGCAAGCCCAGCCCUACCCAGGCUGGCGUCACCAAGGACUGCCAGAAGUGGUACAAGGUCAAGAGUGGUGACACUUGCGACAAGAUCAAGAACCAGUUCAACACCUUCUCCACCGCCGACUUCCUGAAGUGGAACCCCGCUGCCGGCACGGACUGCUCCGGCCUCUGGGUCGACUACUAUGUCUGCGUUGGCGUUCCCGGCACUCCCACCUCGCCCACCGGCUCCGACCCCAGCAAGCCCAGCCCUACCCAGGACGGCAUCACCAGCAAGUGCACCAAGUACUACAAGGCGCAGAAGGGCGACACCUGCCAGAAGAUUGUGGACAACCUCCGCACCUUCAGCCUGAGCGACUUCACCAGCUGGAACCCUGCCGUUGGCAAGGACUGCACCGGCAUCUGGGUCGACUACUACUACUGCGUUGCCGUCCCCGGCACGCCCACCAACCCUGCCCCAGCCGUGCCCAGCCCCCACCAGGACGGCAUCACCAAGAACUGCAAGAAGUACUACAAGGUGCAGAGCGGUGACUACUGCGACAAGAUCAUCAGCAAGUACAACAAGGCUUUCAACCUCAAGCAGCUCGUCAGCUGGAACCCUGCCAUUGGCAAUGACUGCAGCCACCUCUUUGUUGACUUUUACAUCUGCGUGGGUGUUUGA
Messenger RNA from Akanthomyces muscarius, 1200 nucleotides. RefSeq lists its product as uncharacterized. NCBI's taxonomy places the organism in Eukaryota, Fungi, Ascomycota, Sordariomycetes, Hypocreales, Cordycipitaceae. The record is from RefSeq and is a predicted model, not a curated record. The transcript has 5 exons. The coding region runs from base 1 to 1200 and encodes 399 amino acids.